Lycium ferocissimum is the source of this 1622-nucleotide messenger RNA. RefSeq names its product heterogeneous nuclear ribonucleoprotein 1-like. The coding region runs from base 41 to 1255 and encodes 404 amino acids. Gene Ontology annotation, biological process: regulation of gene expression. Gene Ontology annotation, cellular component: nucleoplasm. NCBI's taxonomy places the organism in Eukaryota, Viridiplantae, Streptophyta, Magnoliopsida, Solanales, Solanaceae. Gene Ontology annotation, molecular function: RNA binding. The record is from RefSeq and is a predicted model, not a curated record. The transcript has 6 exons.
UGUAGGUGUUGUUGGAAAUAAUAAUCUGGUACAAAAUACUAUGGAUUUUGAUGUAACUGAGCCAAGGAUAGCUCUUUACGAUGAUGAAGAAGAACAGUUUGAGGAACAAAACGAGGAAACCGACCAACAAAUGGGAUCUUCAGAAACCCGUGAAGAUAUAGAAAUGACUGAUAAAGUAGACGAUAGGACAGGCCAUGAAUUAAAACAUUCAAUCAAUGAAUCUUCAACAGGAAAACUUUUUGUUGGAGGCAUUGCUUGGGAGACAACCGAAGAAUCUUUUAGGAAGCAUUUCAGCCAGUUUGGAGAGAUAACUGAUUCUGUAAUAAUGAUGGAUAGAAUCUCUGGAAGGCCACGAGGAUUUGGAUUUGUCACAUAUGCUGACCCGGAAAUUGCAAAUAAAGUUUUAGAGGAAGAUCAUAUCAUAGAUGGUAGAGCGGUGGAAGUGAAGAAAACAGUAUCUAAGGAGGACAUGCAUGUUAAAGGAGCAUUGAAAACAAAGAAAAUCUUUAUUGGUGGUCUUCCGUUAUCUUUAACUGAAGAUGAGUUGAAGGAAUAUUUUUCUUCUUAUGGCUAUGUCGUGGAGCAUCAGAUCAUGCUGGAUCAAAUCACUGGUCGGUCCCGAGGAUUUGGGUUUGUGACUUUUGAUAAUGAAGAAGCAGUUGAAAAGGUUUUAUCUAACGGCCAUAUGCAUGAACUUCGUGGUAAACAAGUUGAAAUUAAGAGGGCGGAGCCAAAGAGAGCUGGUGUUGAACAUGCAAGUGAAAACCGGCUACAUCGUGGUGGGAGUAGUUCAAAAUCAUAUGGUGGCAUUGGUGGUUCUGUAGAGGGUUUUGGUGGUGGAUAUGGUGGAAAGAUGGGUAGAGGGUAUGGUGGAUACGGAGGAUAUGAAGGAUACAGUGACUAUGGCGGGUAUGGCAAGUUUGCAGGAAGUUAUGGUGCAGGUCCUGCAGGAUUUUACCCUGGAUAUGGUGGAUACGGUUAUGGCUUUGGGUUUGGUGGAGCUAUGUAUGGUGCAGCUGCUUAUGGUGGCGGCAGCUAUGGUGCACCUGCCUACUAUGGCAGUGGUACUGGUUAUGGGAGUGGUGGCGGCUGGAAUGAUGGGGGUAAAGGCGGAUAUAUAGGUGGUGGCAAUCCUGCUGGUUAUGGUGGUGCAAAAGGUUAUGGUAGUGGUGGCAGCAGUGGUGGGGGAAACGGUGGUGCCAAUGCAUAUGGAAAUAGCGGUGCUAAUGGAAGGUUUCAUCCUUAUUGGAAGUGACAAAGUUUGACUUUGAGGUGGCAAGAACUGGAUUUGAUGACUUUUGACGGGUACCAUCUAGGUGUAAAGUCUCUGGUGAAUGGUGAUGGUUUUUGUUUCUUUUGGAGUUGAUGAUUUUGGUGCAUAAAGUUAUUCCUCACCCCACUAACUUCCAGUAGAUGUAUUAGCCUGUUAACUUUGGGAUAAUGAUAGGAUAGCAUAGUUCUUGUUUUAACUUUAUAAGUUAAGCAACCAUCAUAUUGUAAGUAAAGGAAGUUGAAAAUGUUUUUGAAUCCAUGCUAGAAAUAUUUAGACACCUCUCCAAUUGAAACUCCACAUUUCAAUUGUAGAUGACACCUUUGUGAAAGCCAUUGAAGUGAUAUAAUGA